Messenger RNA from Scaptodrosophila lebanonensis, 1325 nucleotides. Its product is annotated as ataxin-2 homolog. The transcript has 5 exons. Bases 534 to 1325 code for a protein of 263 amino acids. The record is from RefSeq and is a predicted model, not a curated record. Lineage: Eukaryota; Metazoa; Arthropoda; Insecta; Diptera; Drosophilidae.
CUUGCAAUUAAACAGCACAGCGAAAACGGAGCGAAAUUUCAACGAAAAUUCAAACAAGCAAAGGCAAAAUUAUAAGCCAGUGGAGUAAUAUCUACUAUAUAAAACUUAGCCAACGGCAAUUGCACGUAAGUUGCAACAAAUUUUUUGAGGCACAAGCACAAGUGGCAAGACAUUGUCGAAAGCGUUGCCAGAUUGCCGCUCACGAAACGUGUAAAUUAAGCCAACAACAUCAGCACCACCAACACCAAGAAUAGGAACGUCAACAAUAGCCGUCGGCUCUUUGCCUAACACACACACACACUAACAAAGCUUCAAGUGUGCGACAGUCCGUCUGUUAGUGGAGCGUGUGAGCGUGAACGUCUGUCGCUAGAUGGCGCAACGUGCUGGCAUGCACAACUACUGAAAAGUUCGUGCCGCUGGAAAUCCUGUUGCUAAUUAGGUGGCACGUGUCUCGGCGGCAAACAGGUUGCCAAGGGCCCGCAAGUUGGACAUUUUGCAGUUGAGCUGGCUUGAAAUACUUUUGAUGUCAUAACAUGGGCUGUGCCUGCGAAGCGGCCCGAGCAGAGCAGCGCAAGCCAAGAACAAAGCAAAAACCAAAUCAAUGCGAUCCUACAACAAAUGUAAUAACAACAAACACAACCCCAACUACAACUACAAAUACAAAUACAGUUACAACAAUAAAGGCGGCUGAGUGUUGUAACAGCAAAUGUAAGCAGCGCUACGAGGGUAUCAAAAUCAAGGAUAACUAUCAACAAAAUCAUAAAACGCAAAGAAUACAAACGACAACUACAAACCUAAAAGCGCCAACGCAAGCUCAAGUGCUUUUAACGUCGUCGCAGCAGCAGCAGCAACAACAGCCGCGCGUUGAAGUGGCGCACAAGGACGUGCAGGAGGCGUUGGCAACGCACGAAAUAGCGACAAUCGAUACGUCGACGUCGACGUCAACGCCGUCGCUGCCUCUGACGCUGACGCUGCCGACGACAAAGUCACCAGCAAACAAUUUGCAAAUAACUUGUGCAAAUUGCUACACAAACAGAGAGUUGAAAAUAAAGCAGCCAACGUGCGACUGCAAAAAGGAGGCGGAGGGGGAGUGGGAGAGGGAGGGGGAGAAGGACGAAGAAGACAAAGUCUGUUCUUCACAUGAUGAGCGGCGAAAGCGGCAUCGGAUUCGUAAUUGGAAUCGGUCCGCCAGCACAACAGCCGCACGCAGCAUGGCUGCCACAAUGGCGGCCGCCAGCAUCGGUGGUGGCUUCAGCAGCCUCCACGAGAUGUUGCUGCAUGCGCGAGCCACCCUAGCGGUGCAAUUGUCGCAAGGCAAUCCCUAG